CGUGAUCGUAAACGGUGAUCAGGUGCAAACGUAAAAAUUCAGAAGCUCGUAUUCUUCCCCAAAACAUAAAUGCCUUGCUUCGUGACGAGAUAAUUAUGCCAGUGAAAAAAUCGCCAAAAAUCGAAGCUCAGGUGGUGGAGGCCAUCCGGCGGUUACAGACAAUUCAAGGGUCGACUCCACGGGAAAUUAGCAACUAUAUCGCUCAGGAAUACAAUGUACCCGGCAAUGAAAUUAGACGACACGUUCAGCUCGCCUUGAAACGCGGCGUCACUUACGGCAUUCUCCAACGUGUCAAAGGAGGAUGUUACUCGUAUAACCAGGAUUUUCUCAAUAGUCAAUGUCCCAGCGGCGGGGGCAACCCGGUGAAUAUUUGUAGCAGGAGAAGAAGGAGAGGUCGUUCAAGAAGAAGAUCGGGUAAGAGGCGGAGUUCCCGAGGGUGUAGAUCGCGUAGAAGAUCAAGGAGAAGGAGAUCAAGGAGACGCGUGAGACGAAGGAGGAGGGAGGAGAUCCCGAAGAACGUCGACGGCGACGUCGACGUGACCAAACAGCCAUCGAAAAGUGGCGAUAUCUUGAGAAAAGAUAGCCCGCGAAGCAUCCGUUCUACCGCGACGGAAAAUUCAGAGGAAAUGCAAGAAUGAUCCUUCGAAAAGAUAGAACAAUAAACCGUCGAUCCCCGUUUUAUCGUUCGACGCUGGACGCAAAGAUUGAUUCAAGAGCGAGAAGAGACGGACGUGAGCGAAACCGCCGGAGACACUCGGAAUUCAUUAAGGAAAAACGAAGAGGACGGGUUAAGAGAAAAUUCCAAGAAAACUAAACGUCGACUACGACACAUUUUUAUGAAUAUCUCAUCUAUUUUUUUCCCCAGUACGUCAGUGUUGUCUCGUGACUUU
Messenger RNA from Ceratina calcarata, 890 nucleotides. RefSeq lists its product as uncharacterized. NCBI's taxonomy places the organism in Eukaryota, Metazoa, Arthropoda, Insecta, Hymenoptera, Apidae. Bases 96 to 638 code for a protein of 180 amino acids. The record is from RefSeq and is a predicted model, not a curated record. Gene Ontology annotation, biological process: nucleosome assembly. Gene Ontology annotation, cellular component: nucleosome. Gene Ontology annotation, molecular function: DNA binding. The transcript has 4 exons.